UCGGUCUUUCUGUCCAGCUGUGCUGACUGAAAAAUAAAACAAUUCUGACUCAACAGACAGACUUCUGAUUUAUAGUCAUACGGGAUUGGCUCUCAGCUGCCAGGUGAAAAUGACCAACCAAUCAACUCUCAUACUAAAGAUGGCCCUGCUGCUGCUGCUGCUGCUGCACGGCACAGAUGCAAAGAUGGAAAUCCUUAGCAGUAAGAAAGAUUUUCUAGUGGGAGAAGAGAUCUUACAGCUGUGUAAAGCCGGGGGAGAGGGAGAGAUAACGUGGCUGAAGGAUGGGGAAAUAAUCGACGAUGAAGAAAAGGUGACAGUGGUGGAUGAGACUACCUCUAAAUUGAAUAUUGAGAACGCUACGAUGCAGGAUGCGGGCAGAUAUAUGUGUCACUGUGAGUUUCACAACGGACACAAAGAUGAAGUCUCGACACAGCUGUUUGUUUAUGAGGGUCCAUCAUUUGGAAGCACCAACACCUACCAUGAGUUUCUGGAGGGCACAGACGGUUUGGUGCCAUGUCUGGUGACGGGCCUGCCAGCCGUGGAUGUUCACUGGCUCAGACACAAAGAAGAAAUAGGAGGAAAGCGAGUGCGUCAGCUGAUCGAUAAUACAGUCCUCAUUGAAAAGGUGAAGAGAGAGGAUGCUGGGACAUACGUGUGUAAGGCCCAGAUCAGAGGACGGCCCGUCCGUGAGCAACUCUCCGUGUCUGUAGUCGUCAAUGCUCCUCCUUCUGUGCGUCUGAGGGAAGAGGUGAAAAAGGUGCUGGCCGGACCAGAAACUAACGUUUCCCUGCUGUGUUUGGUGGACGGUCUACCAAAACCCAACAUUACCUGGAACAUGCCGGUGACCUUUGACCCUUCACAUCAUCAGUUUAACUCAGACCGCAGCCAGUUGACUAUAAAGUCUGUUGCCAGGGUCGACUAUGGAGAGUACAUCUGCACCGCCACCAACAAGAUCGCUGAGAGCAGUGCUACUAUUAUGCUUCAUGUUUAUGAAGCCCCAGAGGUGUUUGUGUCAGCAGAGCAGCAGAGUGUAUCAGUGGGCGAGCGCGUGUCUGUGUCCUGUAACGUCUCUGGUCAUCCUCAGCCUGCACUACACUGGCUCAACAAACACAAUGGACGAACACUGGACUCUAGCUCUGGUCUUGUCCGUGUUGUUGAUGGUACGUUGGUGAUUGAUGAGGUAGUGCCCUCUGAUGGUGGACUGUAUUCCUGCAUGGCUGUCAGCAACUCAGGAAAUGCAUCAAGAGACGUUGCAAUACACACCCAGCCCGGUCCACCUCACUACCUGUCAGUCUCACCUGGACCGACCUCAGUCCUCUUCUCCCUCAAAACCCUACCCAUCAGUGGAGGAACACCAAUCACAAGUUUCGUCCUGCAAUGGAAGAAAAGUGCUGCAGAACAGUGGAAGGAAGUUACAGUCCCAACUUCAGAUCCCCGAGCUAUCACCACCCUCAAGCCAUUCACAUUGUACACAGUACGUUUGGCUGCCUUGAAUGCAGUGGGAGUGGGACAGUUCUCAGAAACAAACACUGUCCGCACCCUGGGAAUACGCGAACCAGACAGCCCAGUUUUGUCAUCCGAUGCGAUGAAAGUAGAGGGCAACUCCUUCUAUGUCCCUAUUAAACAGACUGAUGAUGGUGGAACUCCUCUGCUGCACUUCGACGUACGAUACAGACAGGAUAAAGAGGAGACUGAGUGGAAAGAGAAGCAGCUGUCGUCUGAUGCUGACUCUGUCGCCCUGCGAGACCUGUCCUACGGAUCAGAUUAUCAACUGGAAAUCAUAGCGGUCAACGCUAAUGGUUCCUCUCUCCCUGCCGCGUUUAACUUCACCAUCGCAGAACAGCCUGCCAAAGCGAGCAGCAUGACCAAAGGCAGAGUGAUUGGCAUCGUCAUGGUGAUCUUCCUGGUGGUAUUCCUGGUGGUAGACGCCACCUGCUGCUACAGAAACCGCUGCGGCCUGCUAAUGUCCAUCGCUGUGAAAAUCUUUGGACAGAAAGUCCCAGGACUGAAAAUGCUUGAAGAAGGAGAGGGAGGCACUAAUGGAGAUGUGAAGCUGAAGGGUAUUUCCACUCCGAGAGGCAGUGUGCAAGAUGCGGGGGUGCAGACACUCACUAAGGAGGGGGGGCCAGUCACAGAGAUCACCUGCGACAAAGCCCCCCUUACCAAACACGAGAAAAAGCUGCACACUGCUGAUGCAUGAGGCCAGAACCAGGAGAAACGACAAGUAAAACGUGUAAAUGAUGUAUAGAUAAUAGAGAAGAUAUCAACGUCAAUGAUCUCUACAUUGAAUACAGCUGCUAUGGGAAAGGUCAGUCAUUACUGACAGACUGCAGGGUUGCAGAUGUUGUUGAGGUUUGUUAGGUUUGGGCUGUUUCAGACGUCUCUGCUGUUGGAGUGAGAGAACAGCAGGUUGAAAAUCUCCCAGUUUCCAAUUCACAUGAAGACUGACACAGGAUACAGGCAGGAGGUGGUGCCAUUUUGUGUUUUUUGUUCUGUGUGCUCUGAUUUAGAUUAGUUCAGAAGACAAAAUCGCAUUUUACAGGGUAAUCGUGAUGUCUGUGUUUUACAGGGUAAAGUUAUUGGUCUUAGAAAUAAAAGAAUAUUGCUAAAUUUUCUAAAAGUCACAAUAAAUGUUUACCUUCUGCAUUUUGAAUGCUGUACACAGACACAAGGUCUUAUUUUAUUGAAUUGUUUUUCAUUUCUUUAUGAUGUUUUUUGUAUAUUUUGUUUUGUUAUUUACUUUUUAUUAACAUGGCUGCUCUUCUGAUGGUUAUGUAAGAUUAAACUUUAUUUUAGUUUAAAUAACACUAUAUCCUGAUACUGACCAGUAUGUUGAACCAUUUAAAGGGCAUUUCAGCUUAAACUAAACCUAUAUUACCUUAAUGUAAUCACCAUGCACUAAUAUGUAUUGUUUUUAAACCAUACAUGAGAGAUAUUUAUCAUGACAGGCUUUGAACAUGAAGCCAUAUUUGACUUUUUAACCAGCUUUACUGUUAAGCACAUUUUUGUGGAAGAACUUUAUAAAUGGUUGGCAACUAACACUGGCCCCAUAGGGGAGCUGUACUGUAAUUAAAAGCAACUUUUAUUAUGAAAAUAUCCUUUAAAGUACCUGUAAUAAUAGCCAACAUGUAAAACAUAUAUACAGCUAACAAAAUUGACUUAUGCUAAAAGUUAUUUUGUAUUUGUAAUCAUAUUAAUAUUCACGGUAAUUAAACAACAAUAUUUAACAACAGUUAAAUAUUUAACUUGACAUAAGUAUGUUAUGUUUGCAAUUGACCUGAACAUCUUAAUGAAGUGUUUUAAAAUUGUUGUGAUAUUGUAUUGAACACUGUAUAUUGCUGUAGAUACACAUGCUGUUACAUCUUUGCAUUUGAUAAAAAC
Cottoperca gobio is the source of this 3381-nucleotide messenger RNA. RefSeq names its product neural cell adhesion molecule 3 (gene ncam3). Gene Ontology annotation, biological process: cell adhesion. NCBI's taxonomy places the organism in Eukaryota, Metazoa, Chordata, Actinopteri, Perciformes, Bovichtidae. Gene Ontology annotation, cellular component: membrane; neuron projection. The record is from RefSeq and is a predicted model, not a curated record. Bases 110 to 2200 code for a protein of 696 amino acids. The transcript has 16 exons. Gene Ontology annotation, molecular function: protein binding.